This is a messenger RNA of Vicia villosa (hairy vetch), 641 nucleotides long. Its product is annotated as protein SRC1-like. The record is from RefSeq and is a predicted model, not a curated record. Lineage: Eukaryota; Viridiplantae; Streptophyta; Magnoliopsida; Fabales; Fabaceae. The coding region runs from base 65 to 400 and encodes 111 amino acids. Gene Ontology annotation, molecular function: metal ion binding. The transcript is spliced from 2 exons.
AUCAUCUCCAAUGAAAUGACACAAAAUCAAAAACAAAACAAACAAGAAACAUAAAAACACAACAAUGGCAGGAAUCAUAAACAAGAUUGGUGAUGCUCUUCAUAUAGGUGGAGACAAAAAAGAAGGAGAACAACAUAAAGGAGAGGGUCAUCAUGUGGAACAACACAAAGGAGAACAUGGACAUGGACAUGGACACGGUGCUGAGUACAAAGGAGAAGAACAUGCUUUUGGUCAUGGAGAGCACAAACCAGGUCAAUACCAAGGAGCAGAACACAAGGAAGGAAUUGUUGACAAGAUCAAGCACAAGAUCCAUGGUGAAGGUGAAGGAGGUGAGAAGAAAAAGAAGGAGAGGAAGAAACGUGAAGAUGGUCAUGAUAGCAGCAGCAGUGAUAGUGAUUAGAUCUUAAUUCACAUGCUUCCUCAUCUUGCCAGGUGUAUGGAACCAUAUGUGACCACUAUGUCCUAUGUUUUAAUUUCUUGUUAUAAUUUUAUCUAUGUAAGUGAGUGAGAUUGUAGUUGGUAAUUCGAGUUAUUGUAAAAAUAAUUUGCGGUUAGAUUGGUUUGUGAAACCCAUACUGCUUUGUUAAUGUUUGGUUGUAUAUUAUCUUCAAGAAAAUUAUAAGGAAUUCUAUUAUUAGUAA